UAAUACUUCGGUACUCUACAUAAUCCGAUCAUCCAUUUAAAAGAUUCGUUAAUCGGAAAAAGCUUUGUUCCAGUACUUCCUUCUACAAAAUGGACCUAAAUCAACUCAGCGAUGAGCAGAAAACCAUUUUCAAACAGUUCCGUGAGGCGACUAAAGAUUGCAAAUUACCGGAACCUGACGACACUUAUCUUUUGAGAUGGCUCGUAGCGCGUGAUUUUGAUUUGGUCAAAUCUGAAAAAAUGCUCCGAAAUUCGCUGGAUUGGCGCCACAAAAAUAAAAUCGACUUAUUGAUAGAUAGCUAUCAGUCACCGGAAGUGUUGACGAAAUACUUUUCUUCCGGGCACUUGGGGGUGGAUAAGUUUAAAAGUUACUUGAUUCUUUUCCGAUUCGGAAUUUCAGACAUUAAAGGAAUUCUGCAUUCAUCCAAGAAGAAAGAUUGUGUAUUGCACAUAACUCAAAUCCUCGAAAAAAAUUUCUUAAUGGUUAGAAACGAUCCAUCGAAGUACAAGCGUUCACCCGAUGCAAUUGCCCAGACAUGUGCUAUUAUAGACUUGGAAGGAUUCUCCAUGAGCCACGUCACGUAUAAACCCGUGAUAGAUGCGGUCAUUCAGUGUAUCCAGAUGUACGAAGCCAACUACCCGGAAUUGCUCCGGCGUGUUUUUAUAAUCAAUGCGCCCAAGAUUUUUUCAAUUCUCUAUUCCAUCGUGACACCUUUUAUGCACCAACGAACGAGGGAUAAAAUUCAAGUCUACGGCCACGAUUCCAAGCAAUGGAAGGCGGCCCUUCUGGCAGACAUUGAUCCCGAUCAGCUUCCUGCUUCUUACGGAGGAACUAUGACCGAUCCUGAUGGAAACCCAAACUGCAUAACUAAGGCCAACAUGGGCGGAGUAGUUCCGAAAUCUUAUUAUUUCAGCGGCAAUAAACCAGACGUUGGAAACAAAAAAUCCUUGUCGAUCUCAAGAGGAUCAAAAGAACAACUGGAAUUCCAAGUGAAAGAAGCAUCUACUAUUUUAAAGUGGGAUUUCCAUUCAGAAGAGAGCGAUAUCGGCUUUGCAGUUUAUCUUAAAGAAGGAAGCGAAUUAAUUCCAGUUGUUCCACCUGAACGUGUGGAUUGUCACAUGUCAGCGGAAGAGGGAGAAAUCCCUUGUGACUCUACCGGUGUUUAUGUCGUCGAAUUCGACAACAGCUUUAGCUACCUGCGCUCGAAGAAGAUUUGGUAUUCGAUUACGAUUGAAUCGUCGAAACCAGUUUGUCAGAAUGACAACUUGGAUUAUUGAGAUGCAGAAAUCUGCAACUGAAUCAAUAAUGCGUUUGCCCGUUUAGAUAUCAAGGGCCAUGAUUUGGUUCCAAAUUACAGGACUAACCUUAUGACCCCCAAUAGAUAAAUAUUUGGUUUACUAUAGAAGUUUUUUUGGUCUUAAUAAAUAUUUUAAAAGUUUUUAACGGCA
Molecule: messenger RNA, 1448 nt
Organism: Daphnia pulicaria
Lineage: Eukaryota; Metazoa; Arthropoda; Branchiopoda; Diplostraca; Daphniidae
Product: SEC14-like protein 2
Exons: 8
Coding region: 90-1277 (395 amino acids)
Cellular component (GO): cytoplasm
Source: RefSeq, a predicted model, not a curated record